CCAAGGACACCAUCAGCAUGCUGCAGCACAAGUGCAGACAGCAGGAAGAGGAGUGCAAGAGGCUGCAUCAAAGACUUGAGCAAUUGGAGGAGGAAUGCAGGUCAUCCAGGGAGCAGCAGCACCUGCAGGCUCUGACAGAUGCACCCAGAAGUGACUGUGCCAAGCUUAGGAAAAUCAAGGAGGACCUACAGCAAAAUCUAACACAGAAGCAAGAAACUUGCAGUCUGCCUCAGCAUAAGACUGAACUGCAGCUGAAGGAAAAGGUGGAGCAGCAGCAGGCACUGGAGAGAGUGCAUCGUGACCAUGGGCACCUGUGAGUUUUAAAGCUUUCU
This is a messenger RNA of Pezoporus flaviventris, 332 nucleotides long. Its product is annotated as involucrin-like. The transcript has 2 exons. The record is from RefSeq and is a predicted model, not a curated record. Bases 18 to 317 code for a protein of 99 amino acids. NCBI's taxonomy places the organism in Eukaryota, Metazoa, Chordata, Aves, Psittaciformes, Psittacidae.